Messenger RNA from Nematocida parisii ERTm1, 1367 nucleotides. RefSeq lists its product as uncharacterized. Lineage: Eukaryota; Fungi; Microsporidia. The record is from RefSeq and is a predicted model, not a curated record. The coding region runs from base 1 to 1044 and encodes 347 amino acids. The transcript has a single exon.
AUGAGUUUAGAGAGCAUGCCACCAAGAGAGACAGGAUUAAAAUAUUCUUCGACCACAAUGGAAAGAAAUAUUAAUUUUGAGAACAUUUUAAGGGGAAGCCCAUACAACAUAAUUCAUUUCCAGGAGGCACCAAAUACAUUGAGAGAUAAAAAAAGAGAGCAGAGAAUUGCCGACAGCUCUAUAUUUACAACAGAAUAUUGGAAAGCAGACCAAUAUAAGGAAUCUGUCAUGAUUAACUUUUUCAUAAGCACACCACUCUCUCUUAUUUCUUAUUCAACCAGUUUAAUUGACUGUUUUCAUGGGAAAGUAUCGCUCUUUCUGCUUUAUAUUAAUAUGUGGUUCUCUGUGGUUACCAUAAGCAACUUAGUUAUUUACUACGUCAUGCUGUAUAAACUGCACAGAACAUACCAUGAUGUAGACAAAUUUAAACUAUUUUCUGGUAGAACUAUUAUAAGCCAUGUUUAUAUACUGGGAGUGUUUGUUGUACAUAUAAUUAAUGAAACAAGAGUGGCUGUUUUAGGUGAUUUGCGGCUGCACAUGUAUUUUACUGAAAAUAAGAAUACUCCCACAGGUAAUUUGUUUUCUAUUAUUCCUAAAAUAACAAGCCCAAUUUAUACUCUCUAUGAUGUUUGUUUUACAUACAUAUUAUUAGGAGUGACAAUUAUAAUUUUGUCAUACACAGAAAACAAGUACAAAUUUAUAACCGAGGAUAUUUCUAAAAGAUUAAACAUGAUGAGGUAUGUUAUAGCAAGAAUACUUGCUGUUUUUAUUCCUAUGUGUGUAUUAUCACUUAGCCGCGGUGUAGAUACUCUUCAAAAUACAUUAUACAAACUAUUACAUCUUAUGAUAAAUGGCACUAUAUACGGGUUUAUUGCCGGGUUCAUUAUAAACAGUACUUAUGGUACAUUUUUACCGUGGAAGUAUACGGAAAUAGAACAAGAAAGAAAAAGAAAAAUGAAAGAAUUCUCUCAAGUGGUUUUAUUCCUUGUGAGUUUUGUUCUGGCAGUUGGAUCGACCUCACUUAUCUUUGGCCAUAGUGUGUAAGAAUACAUUAACACCAAUUCCUAAACACUAGUUGUUAUAAUUUUUAUAUGCACCAUGUCCAAUGCAAUUCUAUACACUCUGAUAGAAUAAUUGCUAUUCCAUAACAAAAAAUAUAAACCUUUCAUGGCAUUCAAGAAAUAUGUUUUGAGUACUCUCAAAGUCACUGUUAAAUUGUUUCUGUGAAAGGGAUUUAUAUAUAAGAAAACAACUGUUUAUAGAAGGAAGAAGGAAUAACAAUAUGAAAUAACAAGAAGUGCAUGAUUCUCUGCAGGCAAAUUAGUAAAUUACUCUCACUCUAACUAUCCUAAAUUGUUUGAUUGGCC